CCGGCCCGAUUAGAGAUAGCAAUAUUUGCACUUCUUCUCCUCAAUUGAGUCUCCGCAUUAGCGCAGUCGUCAUUGAACCUCUCGUGCCCGCUUUUACUACCCCUCGGCAUUGUGGGAUUGUGCCCGAUACACUUAAGAACAUACCAAAAUUGAAAUAAGGAAAGGAACGAGGACUUGUCCUUCUUUUGUGGACUCCAUCUACGUUCGAAUUCCGGUUGUUAGUAAAGAAAAGAGAACCAUGGUGACGCUGGUUUUAGGUGCCCAGUUUGGGGACGAAGGAAAGGGAAAAAUUACAGACCUUCUCUCUCAAACUGCAGAUCUCUGCUGCCGUUCCGCUGGUGGUCAUAAUGCGGGACACACAAUUAUCCACGACAACAUCACAUACGAUUUCCAUAUCCUUCCGUCCGGCCUGAUAUCGCCGAAAUGCGUCAACCUAAUCGGUUCCGGAACAGUCGUCCAUGUUCCCUCAUUUUUCAAAGAACUCAAAGCUUUGGAGGAAAAGGGCCUCAAAGACGCAAAUAAGCGCGUGUUCAUUAGUGAUCGCGCUCAUGUCUGCUUCGAUUUGCAUUCCGUAGUAGACGGACUUGAGGAAGCAAGCCUUGGCGGGCGAAAAGUCGGAACAACUGGGAAGGGAAUCGGUCCAUGCUACAGUGAUAAGGCUUCAAGAACGGGCGUUAGAAUCGGAGAAGUUUUAGACGAAGGCAUUGUAGAAAGAAAGUUGAGAAAUCUCGAGGCUGGUUACCGACGACGAUUCGGAGACCUGACCUAUGACCUUGAAGAGGAGAUUAAGCGGUUCAAGGAGUAUCGAACGCUGCUCAAACCUUUUGUGGUUGACCAAUUUACUCUGCUUCGGAAAUACAAAGACGCAUCCAUUCUCAUCGAGGGAGCUAACGCACUCAUGCUUGACAUCGAUCACGGCACGUAUCCAUACGUCACCUCAUCGUGCACUGGCUUGGGCGGCACCAUCCAAAGUCUCUGCCUUAACCCAACGGAGAUCAAGUCCAUUGUCGGCGUUGUGAAAGCAUAUAGCACACGAGUUGGCUCCGGCCCUUUCCCUAGCGAACAAAUUAACGAAAUUGGUGAGAAACUGCAAGUCACUGGCCGUGAGUUCGGUGUUACCACCGGCCGAAAGCGGCGCUGCGGCUGGCUUGACCUGGUUAUGUGCCGAUACAGUACCUUGAUCAACCACUACACUGCUCUUAAUCUGACAAAGUUAGACAUCCUAGAUGACUUUGACGAAAUCAAGGUCGCCGUGGCUUAUCGUUUGAACGGAAAGGAGGUUGAAUCCUUCCCCGCCGAUGCGGAAGAGCUGGAGAAGGUGGAGGUUGUGUAUGAAACGCUGCCAGGUUGGAAGGUAAAUACCAUGGGUGCUACGAAAUGGGAAGACUUGCCGCCAAACGCCCAGAAAUAUAUCGAAUAUAUCGAAAAGGAUCUCGGUGUCCCAGUUAGAUGGAUUGGCACAGGACCAGCGAGAUCGCACAUGAUUGAGCGGUUAUAGCAUGCCCCUUAAUCCCUUGCAACACAAACUUUUACUGAGAGCCGCGUGUUGUAUACCACCACCUGCCGAAUUUCCUGGGAUACACGCUUCUAUCCCCUUUCAUAUAACUUGUGCACAUGUGUUUCUUGACUGUUGUACUUUGACUAUUUGCCUUUGGACCAACCUAAAGACCAAUUGGGCGGUUGAAUCCGUCAUCUCUUGGUAUAGAAUCAAAAUCUAGAUGUAGACUUGAGCCUACUCGGGUCAAGUUUCUGAUGGAACGAAAGGAGCCUUGGAAAAGGGGUGAAUCUUUGUGGAAGCCAAAACGCCAAGCAACUGGUUGCCUUGGGUGCCGGGAUCCAGCCAAUCACUGUUGCCCGCUUCUAUUUUUCUCUGGAAUAAUAUAAAUCCGUCCAUCAAUA
Messenger RNA from Coccidioides posadasii C735 delta SOWgp, 1899 nucleotides. RefSeq lists its product as uncharacterized. Gene Ontology annotation, biological process: 'de novo' AMP biosynthetic process; IMP metabolic process. Gene Ontology annotation, cellular component: cytoplasm. Gene Ontology annotation, molecular function: GTP binding; adenylosuccinate synthase activity. The record is from RefSeq and is a predicted model, not a curated record. NCBI's taxonomy places the organism in Eukaryota, Fungi, Ascomycota, Eurotiomycetes, Onygenales, Onygenaceae.